Molecule: messenger RNA, 2130 nt
Organism: Cercopithifilaria johnstoni
Lineage: Eukaryota; Metazoa; Nematoda; Chromadorea; Rhabditida; Onchocercidae
Source: the annotation of a GenBank genome assembly
AUGUCAUCCUCAGAGUUUAACUCAGGUGAGAUCAGACAAAAAAUUGAUCGGACUGCAACACCGACGAAUAAAGGGAUAUGCCUUCAGGAUUCUCGGAGUGAACCAACUUCGUAUGCUCCUACUUCUUGUCACCAGCCCUCUAAUCACUCUUGCGAUCUUCACAAUGGAAGUACACACCAGCAAAAUGAUGCAACUACUGCAGCUAAUUCUGCUCGUACUCUCUCAAACUUACUUACUGAUCCAAGCGUCACUCUUCCACUGGGAAAUAUGAACAAGAAUGAUGUACAUUUUGUAGAUGAUUUGUCGGAAUCGUGUGUCGAAGAUGGAUCAUUAAAAAUUGAAAGUAGUUAUCCACUCAUUGCUGAUCUGCAACAAUUUCGUUUGCAAAAUCAUAUCUGCAUGCCGAUUGGUGAUAUUAUUGAGCAGCAGGAUCUUCAUUCGGAAACAAUUGAUGAUGUCCUGGAUGAGCAGCGACGCUUGCUGGAUGAUCCAAACACCAAACCUUCCGAAUUCCUUGAAAAAACAGAUGGAACAGUUGGUGUCAUCACUACAGGAGCGGGAGAAGUUAUGGGGUCAUUUGAUAAGUCACUGCAUGAUGUAACAUCUAUCGUUCAGAAUGCAUCGUCUUUUCGUGUUUCAGUGAAUAGACGUCUAGUUGAUAUUCAAGGCGGUUCAUAUCAAUAUCCACUUCAUAAUGCUGUCGCUGUGGGACGCCCUGUAAACGAUGCUUCGAGAAUCGAAGACGCUGUAGCAAGUAAAUGCUCACUGAUGGGAGCUGAUGAAGUACCAUAUAUGGGCUGGCAAGCAUCCAAAAGCACGUUGAAGGAACGUUUUGCGUUUUUGUAUUGCAACGAAAUUCUUGCUGAUGUUUGGUUUGUUGUUGGCCGUGGCGAACUAACGCAGAGAAUUCCUGCACAUAAAUUCGUACUAAUUACUGGUUCAGCUGUUUUUGAUGCGAUGUUUAACGGUGGGCUGGCGAACAAUGCAAUUGUGGCAGAAACAAAUAAUGUAGAAGGUAGCCAAGAUAUCGACUUGCCUGAUAUCGAGCCUGGAGCUUUCUUGGCUUUGCUCAAAUUUCUUUACACAGAUGACGUUUCUUUUGGACCAGAAAUUGUAAUGACGACUCUUUAUACAGCCAAAAAGUAUGCGGUGCCAGCUAUGGAGCUCGCUUGUGUUGAUUUUUUGAAACGAAAUCUUGGUGCUGACAACGCUUUCAUGUUGCUAACUCAGGCUCGAUUGUUUGAUGAGCCGCAGUUAGCUGCCCUUUGUUUAGAUAUAAUUGACAGAAAUACGAUUGAAGCUUUGAAUGCAGAAGGUUUCACGGAAAUUGAUUUGGACACACUUUGUGUAGUUUUGAAACGAAACACUUUGCGAGUUCGUGAAGUGCCAUUGUUUCUCGCAGUACUUCGGUGGAGUGUGGAAGAGUGUCGCCGUCGGACCUUGACCGUCAAUGCAGAGAAUCAACGAACAGUGCUUGGCAGAGCUUUACAUAUGAUACGCUUUCCUCUGAUGACAAUUGACGAAUUUGCCCAGCAUGCUGCUCAGACAGGUAUACUAACCGAUCGUGAAUUGGUCAGUCUUUUUCUGUAUUUUACGGUGAAUCCUAAACCACAGAUUGAAUUUCUGGAUGUUCCACGCUGUUGUGUGUUUGGUAAGGAAGUAGUAGUUAGUCGUUUCCAACGCGUCGAAGGGCGCUGGGGAUAUAGCGGUACACCAGAUCGUAUUAAGUUUACUGUUGAUAGAAGGAUCUAUGUUAUUGGCUUCGGUUUGCAUGGAUCAAUUCAUGGCCCUCAUGAAUACCAAGUUACUAUUCAGAUUCUUCAUUGUGGCACGGGAAAAAUUUUGGCAAGUAAUGAUACGUCAUUUUCCUGUGAUGGAUCAUGCGGCACAUUUCGAGUGUUAUUCAGGGAACCUGUGGAAAUCAGCCCUUGUGUUACUUAUAUCGCUUCUGCACGUUUGAAAGGUCCUGAUUCUCACUAUGGUACCAAAGGUUUGCGGCGUAUUGUUCAUCAGUCCCCCUCAACUGGAGUCAUAACCUUUCAGUUUACUUAUGCUGCCGGUAAUAAUAAUGGCACAUCCGUCGAAGAUGGACAAAUCCCAGAAAUUAUAUUCUGCACGAAAAUUAUUUAA